GGCGAAGGAGAAAAAAAAGCAACGCGCCCCCGUUAUAAAGGCCCCCAAACAGCCACACUGUUUCUUCCUCCCUCUGCUCCGCUCAAGAAAAAUCCUCUCCCGCUGGCCGCGCCCAAUUCCCGGGUUCUUGCAGCAAUGGCGGCUUCUUGGAGGGCUGUGGCGCUGGCAAUGGCGACCGUCGGCUGGGUUCUUGGCGUUGGCUGUGUGUGGGGGUUUCCGGUGGAGGAUUUGGUGACGAGGCUGCCGGGGCAGCCGCUGGUGGGGUUCAGGCAGUUCGCCGGGUACGUGGACGUGGACGUUAAGGCAGGGAGAAGCCUCUUCUACUACUUCACCGAGGCACAGGAGGACGCCGCCACCAAGCCGCUCACGCUCUGGCUCAAUGGAGGUCCCGGCUGUUCUUCAGUUGGAGGUGGCGCUUUCACGGAGCUAGGUCCAUUUUAUCCGAGAGGGGAUGGCAGAGGCCUCAGAUUGAACAAGAAGUCAUGGAACAAAGUGUCCAACCUUCUGUUUGUCGAAUCACCGGCUGGAGUUGGAUGGUCCUACUCAAACACUUCAUCAGACUACAAAACUGGAGAUCAGCGGACUGCUGAUGACAUGUACAAAUUUUUGCUGGGAUGGUACAAGAAGUUUCCUGAGUACAGAUCAAUAGGCCUAUUUCUUACUGGAGAGAGCUAUGCAGGGCAUUACAUACCACAACUUACUGAUGUACUUCUCACCCAUAACGAGAAAUCGAAGGGCUUCAAGUUCAACAUCAAGGGAGUUGCUAUCGGGAAUCCACUUCUCAAACUUGAUAGGGAUGUCCCUGCAACCUACGAGUACUUCUGGUCUCAUGGCAUGAUCUCUGAUGAAAUAUUUCUAGAGAUCAGCCACAGUUGUGAUUUCGAGGAUUACACCUUCAAUAACCCCCACAAUGAGAGCAAGUCAUGCAACGACGCCAUUGUGGAAGCAAAUAGUAUAGUUGGGGACUAUGUCAACAACUACGAUGUUAUUCUCGAUGUCUGCUACCCGUCAAUUGUGAUGCAGGAGCUACGGUUGCGAAAAUAUGCAACAAAAAUCAGUGUGGGAGUGGAUGUUUGCAUGACCUACGAAAGGUUUUUCUAUUUCAAUCUUCCAGAAGUGCAGCAUGCUCUGCAUGCUAAUAGGACACAUUUGCCGUACCGCUGGAGCAUGUGCAGUGAUGUGCUGAACUACAGCGAUACGGAUGGCAACAUCAACAUCUUGCCUAUACUUCAAAGAAUUGUGGAGCACAAAAUACCACUUUGGGUAUUCAGCGGUGAUCAAGACUCUGUUGUGCCCCUCCUGGGCAGCCGAACCCUUGUGCGAGAGCUAGCUCACACCAUGGGGCUGCACGUCACAGUCCCAUACAGUACUUGGUUCCGCAAAGGCCAGGUUGGAGGCUGGGUGACACAGUAUGGCAACUUUCUGACCUUUGCAACAGUGCGGGGCGCAUCUCACAUGGUGCCAUUUGCGCAGCCAGACCGGGCUCUUGGGCUAUUUCGAUCAAUUGUACUUGGGCAGAGACUCCCAAACACAACCAAUCCAUCCAUUGACUAAGUAUGCCUACAAAAGAAGCUGAAGAUAGACACAAGUAGCUUAGGUUUUCUCAAGUCUUGCUACAGUAAAUAAGUUCAUAAGGAUGUGUUGGAUGAUCAAUACGUUCUUUAUUCUUUAGAAAGAGCAGAAAAUAAUACUUCUGAGUGUUAUGUUUAUGUCUUUACACAGAUCAUCAAAUUGUGUUCCUGGAAGUCUGGAACACAGUAAUUGUGUAAGCAACUACGUCACUGUAGUUAGUGCGGUACUGUGCAAUUUAGCACUGCAACUACGUCAAAAUAGUUCAGGAGUUACUUUUGUAAGCUCAACAGCAUUUCUCUAGUCCAAACGAUGGCUAAGGGUCAUUCA
Molecule: messenger RNA, 1899 nt
Organism: Phragmites australis (common reed)
Lineage: Eukaryota; Viridiplantae; Streptophyta; Magnoliopsida; Poales; Poaceae
Product: serine carboxypeptidase-like 42
Exons: 10
Coding region: 136-1554 (472 amino acids)
Biological process (GO): proteolysis
Molecular function (GO): serine-type carboxypeptidase activity
Source: RefSeq, a predicted model, not a curated record